AUGGUGAAUGCUCGUUCAGGGCUGCAAACUCAUCGAAUCUCGACCGAGGUUAUGGUUCUAUCAAUCAGAGCUCUUUUCUGCGCCGUUUUGUACGCCACUGGCGCGGCUCAACUUGUGUUAUCCAGUCUAGAUGCGGGGAAGUCUUUCAACGCGUUUUCGGACCUUAAGCCUGCGGAAUCUGGCAGUUAUAGCAGAGAUAUCAUAGAGCCGAUCAGACUAGAAAAAAACGAUCAAAAGACGAACGCGUAUCAUGAUUACAGAUAUGGGACUAUUCCCCUCGGGCUUGAGGAAAGGAAAGCUGAGAUCCAAUCGAUGGUAAUGGAACGUAGCGAAAUUUGGGAUGGGAUUAGUCAGCUCAAGCCCAAAUCCUUCAAAGAUUUAUCAAAAAUGAAAUGGGAUCUAGAGUACCUCCAUCAGACCCUCAGACAACCAACAGAAGACAGAAUUUAUAACCUGGGUGGGCUGGAGCCCUUUCUCGGACUCGGAGUCGAUACUCAGCCGGCCUCCACCCCAACUCAUUCCACAAGUGAUUCGCUUCAUCCAACAUCACCGAUUUCCACCGACACACACCCAUUCGCAAGCAACUCUUUCGACCGGGCUGAAGUUUCAAAAAGCAAGGAAAUACCCACGCUUCUUGAGUCAGCUCUAGGAGAUGGAGUCAUUCCAAUUGGCGACUUGUACAUUCAUCCCAAUGGAGCGUUUAACUUGGAUCAAAGCCGCUCCAACGAUCGCAAGGUCCAAUAUUUGAAUUCAUUACAGGAAAGGAUCAUCGGUUUCAAAUCUUUAGACGGAACUCCGGAUCACUCGAUAACAGAUUUUCAGCUUGAAUUUUUACAAGCUUUUUUUCUUUUGGGGGACCACAUUAUUCGGUAUGGACUACUGCCAUCCCGGUUCAUCGACAGGAUUGAAAUGUUCAAGGCAAAGAAUGUCCUUAAGAUGGUUAAUCUCCAUGUGCAGCUCCUAUUCCGAAGGUGGGGAGGACAGUUUUUUGACAUUGACAAGACAGUGUUUCCGGACCUAGAAUUUUUGAUGUCCAACCAGGCGCUCUCUCGGGUGAAGAUCAGAAGCAAGUAG
Puccinia graminis f. sp. tritici CRL 75-36-700-3 is the source of this 1074-nucleotide messenger RNA. RefSeq lists its product as uncharacterized. NCBI's taxonomy places the organism in Eukaryota, Fungi, Basidiomycota, Pucciniomycetes, Pucciniales, Pucciniaceae. The transcript is spliced from 6 exons. The coding region runs from base 1 to 1074 and encodes 357 amino acids. The record is from RefSeq and is a predicted model, not a curated record.